Molecule: messenger RNA, 1521 nt
Organism: Diospyros lotus (date-plum)
Lineage: Eukaryota; Viridiplantae; Streptophyta; Magnoliopsida; Ericales; Ebenaceae
Exons: 4
Coding region: 1-1521 (506 amino acids)
Source: RefSeq, a predicted model, not a curated record
AUGGGUUAUUUGUUCAUUCUUUUCGCCCUUGCCCUGCUUAGCUCUCUUGCUCUCCCCCCGCUGAAAAGGCCUGCUCCUACAACUCCAUCUAUAAAUGUUGGCGUGGUCAUCCGUGAUGAGCACGACCUUAAUGAUAUUCAUGUUCGUGCGGCACAAAAUGAUAAUGUAAUAUCAAAAGUUGCAUUGGCCCAACGUGCACGGCGGGAGCGUGAAAAAAAACAAAAGUCAUACUUUGAAUUUCAAUGCUUGCAACGAGAGCAAGAGGGAUUAGAAGAAUGUGUUCAACUAAGAGAAUCUUCUUUAACACCAAUUCGUCGUGAUCGCACUUGCUUAGAGUGGGAAACAAUAACUGAAGAUUCUCAUUCGGCACAAAAACGAAGAAUGGUUACCCAUCAUUCUACAUGUUCGUUUUCUAUGCCAAUCACAUCGUUGGCUCCACAAAGGAAUCGGUCUACUCCUAUAAAUCGAUUUCUUCAAGAAGAUCUAUGUACUGAUGAUGAAUUAGAAGAUAUGCCUAUGAGUACAUCAAUUGACGCCCGGGUACACAAAGAUUCUUGCCGCCAUUAUCUUGGCAAGAUGGAUGUAUUAUGUCCUUAUUGUUCAGCCUUACAUUGGAUGGAUGAAAAAUUGACAAAAUCUUCUAUGAAGUGUCCCUUAUUCGGAACUUGCUGUUUGGAAGGAAAGAUUAGGCUACCCUUACUUAUUACACCCCCUCCACCACUUCAGGCUUUGUAUGAUAGGAAUAAUGAUCAAUCAAAAUCCUUUCGAAGUUAUACUCGAGUGUACAAUGCAACCAAUGCUUUUACGAGUCUUGGUGCUACAUUAGAUCCUAGAGUACUCAGUGGAAGGGGCCCUACAUCAUUCACAAUUCAUGGGGAAUUGCGACAUCGAACAGGAUCACUACAACCACAACCAGGGAUAGAAGCAAGUUAUGCUCAACUGUAUAUCUAUGACCCUGAUUCAGCUUUAGAAAUUCGUAAUCGUAGAAAUCCUAUCUUGAGAAGGGAUGUUCUCAAAAUUAUUCAGGAUAGUUUGUUGCAAGUCAAUGCAUUUGUAGAUAAAUUUCGCCAAGCUCAUGCUAUUUUAUAUCAAUUAGACUCGGCGGGACACAAUUUACCUGCUCAUCUUCAUUACAAUUCAAGAACUGAUCGACGUCGAUAUAACCUACCAACUGCAGAUGAGAUUGCGAUUGUAAUACCGGGUGAUGGAACAGAAGUUAAUGGAAUGAGAGAUAUUAUCUUACAUUUUCGAGGAAAUAAUGAGUUGAUGCAAAUUAAUGAAUGUCACCCAGCAUACCUGCCAUUACAUUAUGUUCUAUUAUUUCCCUAUGGUGAGCUUGGAUGGGAACCUGAGCUGAAAUUGUGGAAUGUUCAGUAUGAUCGACCUUCAACUGAUCGACUUACUCAAAUGGAUUUUUAUAGUUAUCGUUUGUUUGAACGACCCACAGAGUAUUCAACAAUUUUGAGAGGUGGGAAACUAUUUCAAGAGUUUUUGGUAGAUGCUUGGGCUGCAACUGAGUAA